Molecule: messenger RNA, 4424 nt
Organism: Mya arenaria
Lineage: Eukaryota; Metazoa; Mollusca; Bivalvia; Myida; Myidae
Product: ubinuclein-2-like
Exons: 16
Coding region: 90-3413 (1107 amino acids)
Cellular component (GO): nucleus
Source: RefSeq, a predicted model, not a curated record
AUGGCGGUAGUUUUACAACACGAUUCAUAUGAAAAACAUUCAGAUUAGUGAUUAUCUUCUGAAUAAAUGGAAUUGCCACACCAAGGAAUAUGGAGGGACCUAAACGACUCGACUUUACAACUGUUGGACCCGUGGGGACCGAACAAAAGAAGGCCCCGACCCCGAAAACAUUCCGUUUAGUACUGGACUUGAGUGAUUCCACGGAUACUACUUGUCCGGAGUUUUUCUAUUCGGAGUUAGUGAAACCGUCGUCGGAUGCCAAUAAAAGCAUUGUCAAUAAAAGCAUCAACAACAAUCCAGAUGACCCAUUUGGAGAUGAUGAUGAAGAAAAGAUGCAAGCAAUUGCAAAAUCUUUUGAGGAUAAGUACAAUAAACAAGACGGUAAAAAGAAAAAGAAGAAGAAAUGGCGAGACCAUGACUACCUUGCCUACCUGGGGGACGGAUAUGAUGAGUCAGACACUUUCAUUGACAAUUCAGAGGCUUAUGAUGAGUUGCUGCCAGAGACUAUGACCACGAAACUUGGUGGGUUCUACAUAAACUCGGGCAAACUAGACCUCAAAGAGAUGUCUGACAAUUCUGAGGAUGAAUUCCUGUCUCCACAACCAGUCAAGAAAAACAAGAAAAGGAGGAUAUCGUCUGAUGAGGACUCUGAUGGGGAACAGAAAAUUAAGAAGAAGAAGAUAAAGGACACGCUGACAGUGGAUGGGGAUGUGAAGAAGAAGAAGAAAAAGAAGCUGAUUGUGCCACCUGGGGAGAAACCCUUCAAGAAACCAAAACUCCUCAAAGAAAACAAAAAUGGGAAGCAGUCUGCAGUCAGUGCCCUGAUAAAAUCAACGUCUCCUAACAUGAAUGGCGAAAGGCCAGUAGAGAAUGGCUUCUCAAACCCAUCUGAGAACGGUGAAGGUCAAAGUCACCUGAAGUCUAACAUCUCCAUGGUGAUAGAAUCUGUGGUUGCCAUGGCAACACAGGACGACUCAAAUAGCCAGGAUGUAGAGGAGCCGAAGAAAGUUGUUGAUCCGGAGAGCAUUCCAAACCUUCCAGAUAACCUGCCCAGUGGCAUGGAGGCCAAACUCAAUGAAUUGAAGAUUCUCUCCAAAGAUGCUGGAAAAGUGAAGUUCUUUACAGCUGGUGUCAACAAACUGUUGCUCGAAGUGGAAAUAAUGUCGAAGCAGAUGUCAACGAGUCAACGGUCAGCCAUGUUUGGUCACCUGGCGGCAUACCUGCCAUGUAGCAAGGAUACCCUGCUGAAACGUGCCCGCUCACUUCGGGCUAAGGAGUUAGAGGACAAGAUUAAAGCACCCAUGGAGAGACUCAAACAAGCCGUGAACAGAAUUAUGCCAGGAUUGCUCGAAAAAUAUGAGGAAGAAUGCAAGAAAGUGGCCAUUGAAAGGCAAGAGGAGAGUAUGAGAGAGUCCGGUAAAGAGGAGACGGAGGAGGGGGGGACAGAGGACGAUGAAGAGAAAACCAGCCAAUCAGAGAGCAGCAAGAAACGCGUGCCUGGGCCUCGCAAACACUUCACCUGGGACAGUGAAACCAGGUCUGCCCUCUGUGAUGUGGUCCGUGUGAAGAUGAAUGCAUACUCCAUAUGCAAGCCCAAGUCCCAGUCGGCAGAGGAGUUUUGCAAGGCUUUCCUGGAAACAGAAGUUCGACCCAUCUGGUUGAAGGGAUGGAUGCAGACUAGGGUUCUCUUCAAGGAGAGCAAGUCCGCACACAGUAUCUGGACAAAUCCACAAAAGACAAAGAAGUUGACAGUGCUAGGCAAGAAGACAUUCACAUCCCCGUCCAUGGGCGGGAAUACUCCCAGCCCCGGCUGUAACAUGUCCAUGUCGAGUGACGGGGGGUCAAUCAAAGCUCCCAGUGUUACUGUUACUAAGAUCACCCCUGGGUCAGGCAGUCUGAAGUCUGCAGUAGGGGCUGCCAAUGUAAAGCAGGUGGUUCAUACACCGAACACUCCAAUGUUACCUCCGAAAAAGGCUGUUCCUACCUUAUUGGAUUAUGCACAAGGAACGUCGAAUAGUGGUGGUGCUUCAAAUAGCAUGUCCAUGACAGAUAAGUCAAAUUCCAAAUCGAUCGGUCAAGGACCUCAUGUUGAAAUGAUUAAAAUUAUAAACCCAAAGCUUACUGGUAGUUCACAGAAAUCCAGUGAUAAUAAAACGUGGGACCAUAAAGCUUCAGAUAUACUUAGGUCCUCCAUGGCUAGUGAAGUGAAUAAAACUUCCCCACAGAAACCAAUUGUUCAGAGACAGAACUCAAACUCGAUCUCAACUUCUCAAGCUGCUAAUAGCUACCUUGCUCAAUUUGCAAACUUUGCCAAUGCUCCGAUAGCAUUGUUAAAAUCCUCAAAUAACUCUGGAAGUAAUUCAAAUAGUGAUGUGAUAAACUUGUCCACAAAAACUGACCACCAGUAUUACCAGACACAGUUAGAAAUUGAGCGACAAAAACAGAUUCUGAAGCUAACAGCGGAACAGCGGCAAAUGAUUGAGAAAACUAAACAGUUGCAGCAGCAGCAGCAAAAGCAGCAACAGGCAGCUAAAAAUGUUAUAACUGUUAGUCGGCCAUCAGGAAAUGUCAGCCAUAGCAGCUUGCAAAACAAUAAAUCGCCUUCUCAAAGUCCAAUGAGCCUGGCAAUGUCUAAAAACAUUCCUUCAAGCCAAGGGGCUUCAAAAACUACUCCCAAGCAACUUGCCAGUCAAUUUUCAAAAUACUCCGAGCAAUUAAUUCGUCAGCAGCUUUCUGACAGUGGUAACAUGUCGAUGAAUGAACGACAGGGUAAAAUGUUAUCCCCGACUGAUCCUCUCAGGAAAACGUCCCCACAGGCUCAGCAAGUGAGGACGGUUCAGCCAAUUUCUCAGGUUAACCACUCAGCAAAACCACAGCAGAUGCCCCAUCUUCAAAGCCAUGGACAUAUUCAGGGAGCCGCACAUGCCAAACCGGUCGUUACCGACGGUGGAGCAAAUAGUUCAGCAACCAGCUUGCUCAAGAGCCUUUUUGGCCAAAUGACAUCCAACCAAUCGAAACCUCAGUCUUUCCCCAGUACCCACUUAACUUCCCCUCAGCGACUGCAAGGAUCCACACUGCCAAAACCGGUGGUCAGUCCACAGAGCCAGAUUUCUCCGAAGCAAUGGAAUUCAGGUUCAUCGUCAGGGCAAAUGGCGCAAGCUACCUUUGCCAACUCAAUGGGCCAUCAGGCAAAGCAAGCAUAUAUCCAGGCAGUCUCAGGGAUGCAAGCCUAUCCUGCCAUGAAACUCUCCAGUGAACAACAGCAGGCUGCAUAUCAAGCACAGCAGCACAGAUUAACAAUGUUUGGAAAAAGUCCAACAGGGAUACACUCUCAGUUAUCUCCUGAAACGCAACAACAGUACAAAAACUUGACCCACUUUGGUUACCAUGGCUACCAAGAAGGACCGAAAUGACUAGAUAAAAACAAGGAUGGCAUCAUUAGCAGUGAACUGCAGAUUGCCAGAAACACCUAGCCACAUAGUCCAUCAAGAACAUCUAGAUUACAUUAACCACUAUAUCGUUGUCAAAUGUCUAGGCACAAACUAUAAUAAUAGCACGUUUCAUAACAGGUUAAAGGAAAACUCCAUGUUUAAAUCUCAUCGGGUAUAUACAGUUGAUUAUUACUCUACAUGUAUAUUGCUAUAGUUGUCAGUUUGAGGAUUUGCUUUCAUAUCUGUAGACUGUUAAUAUUUUGCAAGGUCCUUACUAUGCAUUUUAAGCUCGACUGAUUUGGGCUAUCGUGAUAGUCUUUGUGUCUUCAGCACAGGCAUGCUAAAACUUGAACCUUGGUCAUAACUCGAAAACUGUUCCAAGAUAUUCAUAUGAAACUUGGUACACAUGUUGCUUAUGUCAAUACACACAACAAUAAUAAUAGUAGCUUAAUAAUUUUGGAAUAAUGCCCCUUGUUUGAAAUGAAAGUAACGAGAGGAGUAUUUGCGUUCUCUCUGUGGAGCUGUCGUUUUAUAAUGCAAGGUUUAAAUUUGUAAAUGUAAAUCUAUUAGUAAAACAUAUUUUUGCACGAUUCUACAUUUAAGACGGGAUUGAUCAUAAUUGAAUUAUCUCCAGUGGCUAUCUGUUAAAGAAGUUUCGACUAUAAGUUUUUGAUACUCAGUUUGUCAUUUCCAAUUCCAUUGUUGUUAGAUCACAGAACAAGGCUUGUUUCCGUAAUAUACAAGUAGCAAUAUAUUACAAUGCAAAUUUGUGAAAUAAUUUCACUGAAGUGAAUGCCACAUUUGUAAGAGAUGCUGUAAGUUAUGAAUGCAGAAUGUGCUUUUUGCAAAUUAUAAAUCUAAAUAUUUUUACUGUGCUAAGUUAUUUCAUAAUUACAGAGUUAUGCAUGUUCAUGUUUUGAAGUAUUCCAUUUUAUAAUUUGGAUGUUAAUCAAAUCAUGUACAUAUCUAGUUGAAUAAACACUAAAAGUUUAA